Lathyrus sativus (Indian pea) is the source of this 474-nucleotide messenger RNA. NCBI's taxonomy places the organism in Eukaryota, Viridiplantae, Streptophyta, Magnoliopsida, Fabales, Fabaceae. The record is from the annotation of a GenBank genome assembly.
AUGUAUAUGGCAAAACAAGAAAAAAAACCUGAAGAUUAUGUCUCUGAAUAUUACAAGAAGUCUUUUUUUAAUAACAGUUAUUCACAUAUAAUCUACCCUAAAAAUGGGCCCCAACUAUGGCCUUUGUUGGAGGGUCAGGUACCAAUCAAACCCCUAGUUCUCAAAAGGGCUAUUGGUCAACCCAAGAAGCUGAGGAAUAAAGUGAAUGAUGAACCAAGCAAUCCACAUGUACUUUCUAGGAAGCUUACAACUGUGAGUUGUCAUAAAUAUGGUGCCAUGGGACACAACAAAAGGAGUUACAAAGGAAAGAGGGCUGCUGAGAGAGAGUCAUUCAAAGGUGGUAACAAGAAGAAGGGCAAUGCAUCAAAGGAUGGAAAGAGACAUAAAAUUGAAACAAAAGGUGGAAAGAAGACAAAGGCAAUUGUAACAAAAAUUGGGAAUUCAUCACAAGUACCUCAACCUUCUCAAGAUUAG